UGAUAGGGAUGCGGGAAGACAGCCUGGUGUUAAUAAUAAUGUUAACUAUUAUGGUCAGGUGUAUUCCAGAAAGAGAAAACAGAAUAUUAAAUAACUAAGUGUGGAAGUCGAGGGGGUGGAGGGGGAGUUAUUAUAAAUAGCCAAUUAUUGUAAUAAAAAGUCAGGCUGGUUUUUGGCUUUGGCUUGGGCUGGGACUGGGAGAGAGGCAACUCUUAAAACUGCCAGACUCUGUUCUCUUCAUAUUCCUAUCAUUUAUUCAACUCUUAAACUGCCAGACUCAGUUCUCUUUCAUAUUCCUAUCAUUUGGUAUCAGAGCUCCGAUCGUGAGGCCUGUCUAUGGUUGUUACCCGACGAAACAUGGAAGACAAACUUGAACUGUUGGAACGGGAGCUGGCGGAACAGCGUGAGGAGGCGAGACUCAGGGACGAGGAGAUGAACCGCAAGUUCGAGCUGGUGAUGCAGAAGCUCGAUCGCGAAUCGCGCAGUCGAUCCAACUCCUCCAGAACUAGCGCGCGAAAUCGCAGUCGAUCAAAAUCCACCAAGGCCAGCGCGCGGAAGAGUAGCUGCGAAUCCAGUUCCACCGCAGGUAAUCUGCGAUCGACCCAUUCUAAGCAUGCUGAUAACCGCAGUAGACUGAUUGAGAAAACUGGGAGAAAAGUGGAUUUGCCACUCUUUAAUGGAUCCGAUGCUUACGGAUGGACCAUUAAGGUUGAGCGUUUUUUUAAACUGAAUCACAUUGCUGAGGUAGAUAAGAUUGAGUUGGUUACCUUGGCCAUGGAAGGAAGAGCUCUGAAUUGGUAUCAAUGGUGGGAGGAACACUCAAAUGUUAGAACUUGGGAACUAUUUAGACAGGCUUUAUUAGAAAGAUUUGAACCAGGCCUGGAACAGGAUCCUUACGGUCCUUUGCUUAAUGUGAAGCAGACUGGGAGUGUGAUGGAUUAUCGGGAUGAGUUUGAGCUAGUGGCAGGUCCGUUGAAGAACACUGAUGUACAAUUUCUAAAAGGAAUUUUUAUGAAGGGUCUGAAAGCAGAAGUUAGAGCUGAGUUGAAACUGAAUCCAGUUAGUACUCUAACUGAAAUCAUGAAUAAGGCAUCCAGGGUAGAAGAAAGAAACCAGACACUGAACCUCACAAAAGGUAAAGAGGAAGAAAGAAGAGGGUCAAAGGGUAAUGUUUCUUCUCCAUCUCAAAGAUGGUUGCAAGAAAACAAAUGGAAGGGAAACUUGACCAGCAAUCAGUCAGGUAUGGAUAAAUCCAGUGCUGAAAAGAGCAAUGAGGCAGUCAAUAAAAAUGCUGGAGUGAAGGGGACACACAGGCUAACCCAGUCAGAGUUGCAGGAAUUGAGCAGAAAGGGCCUUUGUUUCAAGUGUGGGGAACAAUGGGGAAAAGGCCACAUUUGCAGAAUGAAACAUUUCCAGAUUAUGAUGAUAGAUGAUUCAGAAGAGGAGGAAGAACAGGGGGAUUUCAGUUUAGAAGCUUCACCGGAGAGGGAGAUCAGUGAGCCUUCAAAAAUGCAGCUAUCUUUGAUGAGUAAAGAAGGUCUGACCACUCCCAGGACUUUCAAAUUGAAGGGUGAAAUACAGGGAUGCAAAGGAAAGAAGGAGGUUGUGAUAUUGAUAGAUUGUGGGGCUACUCACAAUUUUGUGUCAGCCAGGGUGGUGCAAGAACUGGGGAUUCCAGUACUGCACAUUCCUGAGUUCAGGGUGGAGAUUGGCAAUGGUGAACAAAUCACAAACAAUGGAAGGUGUGAAGCUUUAUCUGUUAGGGUGCAGCAGGCCAUAAUAACCCAGGAUUUCUACACUCUGGAUUUAGGGGGAACUGAACUUGUCUUGGGAAUGGAAUGGUUGUCAGGUCUGGGCAAUGUGGAAUUCAAUUUCCAUCAACUAUCUAUUAAGUGGAUUGAGGGGAACCAGUCCAUGAUGCUCAAAGGAGAUCCCCAUCUGAGCAAAACUGUGGUAUCUCUGAAAAGCUUGGUCAAAGCUAUGCCUCAACAGGAGGAAGGGUACUGCUUAUACCAAUUUGAGGGAAUCCAAGGGGUGGAAGAACAACCAAGCAACUUGGGUUGGAUUCAGAGAUUUAAGACAGAAUUUCCUGAAGUUUUUAAACCUCUAGAGGGAUUACCUCCCAAGAGGGACUGCGAUCAUUCUAUAAAUAUCAAAGUGGGUUCAACCAUUCCAAAUAUACGACCCUAUA
Messenger RNA from Cuscuta epithymum, 2191 nucleotides. The record is from the annotation of a GenBank genome assembly. NCBI's taxonomy places the organism in Eukaryota, Viridiplantae, Streptophyta, Magnoliopsida, Solanales, Convolvulaceae.